AUCGCCGCCCCGCGUUCCUGCCUUGCAGCCCCGCCUUUCAGGUGCCACACGCCCUGACCCUGGGGCCGAGCGCUGCGUCGUCAUCCCCGCGGUGCAUCCAUCUCGAACUCGGUCAACAGGCGCCCCAAGAAUCCAAACACCAAACCACAAGAUCGCCACCACCACCGCCGUCACUAUACGAAACGAGAUCUUCCACCCACCGCACCACUGCCAGUCGGCCACACCGCCAAAAUGAACCGCCUCUUCGGGAGCACGGGUCCCAAACCGCCCAAAGCCACGCUCAACUCGGCCAUCUCCAACAUCGACACGCGCGUAUCCUCAAUCGACGUCAAGCUAGCAUCCAUCAACGCCGAACUGCAAGGCUACCAGACCAAGCUCGGCAAGAUGCGCGAGGGGCCCGGGAAGACGGCGCUGAAGCAGAAGGCGCUCAAGGUGCUGCAGCGGCGCAAGCAGUACGAGGCGCAGCGGGAGCAGCUGCAGUCGCAGGUGUGGAACAUGGAGCAGGCGCAGACGAUGCAGGACAACCUCAAGAACACCAUGGUGACCAUCGACGCCCUGCAGAGCACCAACAAGGCGCUCAAGAAGGAGUACGGCAAGGUCGACAUCGACAAGAUCGAGCGCCUGCAGGACGAGAUGGCCGACCUGCUCGACGUCGGCAACGAGAUCCAGGAGAGCCUCGCCCGGAGCUACGACGUGCCCGAGGACGUCGACGAGGACGAGCUCGACGCCGAGCUCGAGGCCCUCGGCCAGGAGGUCGAGCUCGAUCGGGAGCUGGCCGGGGCGGGGAUGGAGGGGGCGUUGCCGAGUUUCAUGCAGGACGAAGUACCCGAAUUCAUUGACGAGGCGCCGACAACGACGGGGCAGGUGAAGGAGGCUGCUGGCUGAGGGCAGUGGAAGCACGGAGAAGGAGAGAGAGGGAGAGAGAGCGGUUCGUUCGGGUUGUUAGCAUGGGAGAAGCGAUAUCAAAUUUCUUGACACAUAGUCUGGCGAACAAUUGGGAACGGCAUGGCGCAUGCGGG
Chaetomium fimeti is the source of this 1019-nucleotide messenger RNA. RefSeq names its product Snf7 family. Gene Ontology annotation, cellular component: multivesicular body. Bases 232 to 885 code for a protein of 217 amino acids. The record is from RefSeq and is a predicted model, not a curated record. The transcript has a single exon. Lineage: Eukaryota; Fungi; Ascomycota; Sordariomycetes; Sordariales; Chaetomiaceae. Gene Ontology annotation, biological process: vesicle budding from membrane; late endosome to vacuole transport via multivesicular body sorting pathway.